UUUUUCAAAACUCAUUUUUUCCCUCCAUCCGGUGUUUUCGCGGGUCACAACUCACAGGUAAAGAGCUGUUUAGAAACCUGUUUUAUAUUUUGCUGAUCCUCGUUUCUUUCCCGGGACAACCCUUUUGUCUUGUAAUGCACUUCUUCACGAGGAGAUAACAGGUUUGCUUUCAAAAAGAUCCCUCCAUUAAAUCUCUCCUUUUGUGAAUUCUCAUUAGCUUUCUUCACUUUGCACUUUUUUAUGGUCAGAAAGAUUCUUUCACUUCACCAUUGGUUCAGUUAUUUAGAUAACUUCUGAUUCACUUUCCUCCUCCCUCCUCGGAUUCAUCUUUGUACUUCCUUAGCGCUUCUGAGAUGGGCCGAGCAACAAGAUGGCUGAGGAACUUAUUUGGCGGCAAGAAGGUUAACACGGCCAUUGAGGAUACCAGCGCUCGUAGGGAGAAAAAGCGGUGGAACUUUAAAUCGCCAAGGGAUUCCUAUGAAGCCGCACAGGCUAGUGUUUCCUGGCUGAGAUCAUUCUAUGCGGAAACAGAGAAGGAACAGAACAAGCAGGCUAUUGCAGUGGUAGCCGCAACGGCCGCUGCUGCUGAUGCCGCUGUCGCAGCUGCUCAGGCAGCCGUUGCAGUGGUGCAGCUCACCAGCCAUAGCCGGAGCUCGAAGCUUGGGGGUUUCCAUGAAUGGCUGGCUGCUAUUAAGAUACAGAGAGUGUUCAGGGGUUAUCUGGCAAAGAAAGCUCUGAGAGCUCUCAAAGCUCUGGUUAAGCUCCAGGCUGUAGUUAGAGGCUACCUUGUUAGAAAGCAAACAGCAGCAACUUUUCACAGUAUGCAAGCUCUAAUCAAAGCUCAGGAAACCAUCAGAGCACAAAAAUGCAGAGCUCUUCUCUCUUCUGAAAGGAAGUUUUAUCAAGAAAAAAAUCCCCGCACCACACUGGAAACAUCAUCUUUUCACCGCCGGAAACAGUCCACGAGCCUCUACGACGUGAACUGUACAUCUGAUGGCAGCCCACAGGUUGUUCAAAUCGACUUGUUCCGCCCAAAAUCAAGAUCUUCAGGAAGAACUAGUUACCAUCCAACAGACAAUAAUGAUGAAAUCUCUCCCAGUUCAGUCUCCUCUCUUCCUAAAAUUGGAAGAAUCUCAAUACCCGAUUGUCAAUUAUCAUUCGAGAAAUGCCGGCAUUCAUCGACAGCACAUAGUACACCACGCUGCAUUGCGCCAUCCACGCCUACAAGGAGUGUAUGCGGCAUGAUUGAUGGUGGUUUUCACAGGCCAAAUUACAUGAACAACACACAGUGCUUUGAGGCGAAGAUGCGGUCCCAGAGUACACCGAAACAGAGGCCAGAUCUCAUGGGUUCAAGCAACCGUCUUCCGCUUAGCGAGUUGGUGAUCGAGCAGGCCAGAGCGAGUCUCAGCAGCAUUAGAAUGGGGAAGGAUGAGGAGCUCAGCAUCAAGAGGGUAGUCGUGGGAAGGCUUGAUAGGUCUUUGUUGGAUUUGAGCAGAGAUAGAGAAAGGGAUUUUCACUUGCAAAAGAAGUAGUGAAUUGAGUUAUCAGUUGAGUUCAACUUGAAUAAAUUGAGUUUAUGCUUUGCUGA
Messenger RNA from Dendrobium catenatum, 1588 nucleotides. RefSeq names its product protein IQ-DOMAIN 14-like. NCBI's taxonomy places the organism in Eukaryota, Viridiplantae, Streptophyta, Magnoliopsida, Asparagales, Orchidaceae. Bases 354 to 1532 code for a protein of 392 amino acids. The record is from RefSeq and is a predicted model, not a curated record. Gene Ontology annotation, molecular function: protein binding. The transcript is spliced from 3 exons.